UAUAUUCUCUCCAAUAAAUCUUAAAUGCUUUAUAAAUCUUCAGACUCCAGUGACGGAAGAUUUAUAAAGGAACAUUCACAAUAUGUUUACAUAUAAGGGAAUGACACAUACUGCUGCUUAUUUCAAUGCCAACAAUGGGCUUGGUGAGCUAAGUGAUAAAGUUGACCUUUUACUGGGGCAGCUCUUUCUGUAAAGUCUUGCCUAUUUUCAGUAUGGUUUUGAUACAUGAAUUCCUUUAACAAAAUGAAUUAUUGGUGGUAACUUUAUAUUUUGUCUGAGCUAGAAAACAUGCACAGUGUAUGCUGUAGUGAGGACCCAUCUCUGAUGCUCAAUAGAUUAAGCAGGCAAUAGGUAGGUCCUGGAAAUAGAUAACACAGAGUGGUUCCAGGAAAAGCUAGCUGACCUUCAGGCUUAAUAAAGACCAGGCAAGGUUGACAAGGUGAAAUCUACAUUUGCCAGUAACAAUUGAAUAAUGCCCCAGCCCAGGCAGUUGCAAAAGGGAUUGAUCAGACUACAAUCUGUGGCAAACUGAUAUUCGUGGAAACUUCCACUGGCAAGUUAAGUCAUGCCAAACGUAACUUUUAAAAAUGAGCGUUUCAAGGCUGUCACUGAAUGUCCUAUGGUAUGAUCUGUUAGAAAAUUUAAUACAAAGCAAGGCUAACGCUCAUCCCAAUCUAGCAAGGGGGGAUAUUAACAGCAGAGGACACCAACAUUUCACAACAAUUCACUAAGGUCUAUCAACAACUCUGCUAUUCCCAAAAUAAAAAGUGCGUCGUCUUAUCUCCCUCAUGCACAGCAUGGGGAAAAUAAUGCCGGGCAAUUUUUCAAUGUUGACCGUGCGACUUAUUGCUUUUCCUUCGCAUUCCACACAGUAAGACCCAGUUUUGAUCGCGGUCUAACGUGAUGGAAAUAACGUCCUUUGGCCGCCAAAUCACAGCCCAGAUUUAAAUUGAAAUUUCUCGGUCCUCCUCGGAAAACUGCAGUUCCUCGAACUCUCUUAUGUUGGAGAGAUGCCGACCGUUCGAAGGAACCAGGAAGUUCCGCCUCUAGAAAGGCGUUUGUGUAUCUGGCUUUACAGAGGAAGCUUAAUGACCGCGUAGAGACACCGUAGCGUCUUAAGCGAGGAGAGUCGGUAACCAAGGCCGGCAGUGAGAAGCUUUGGUAACCAAGGCCGGCAAGCGGUUUAGUUUGGAGGAGGAUCAUCAUGGACGCGGCCCACCGAGCUGCUUUGCUCGCCGUUUCCUGCAUUCACACCCCGGUCAACCCGCGGACCAAAGUGCCGAUCGCCCUUUAUGAGCGGGAGCCAGAGAAGCCCCGGGCGGGGGCUGGCGACCGGCAGGGUUGUUUGAGUCCUGAGAGUCAACAGAAUUGCACUGUGCAUGCUGACUGUGAGGGUUGGAUGGAUCUUUCCAAAAUGUGCCUUUCCAAUAAAGAAUAUUACUUAAAGCUAGAAGAGCUUAAACAUGCUCACCUGGAGACCAUGGCAAAGUUGGAAAACAUGUAUCAGAAUAAACUAUACUUAAAAGGAGUUCAACCUUUAACCAACAUGGAUGUGACCCAUAGUAUGAGUUAUAGAUCAACAUGGAAGACAAGCUCUUUUCAACUUCAGAAUUUGUGUAAAUCAUUUUCUGAGCCUGAUUUAAAUAAUUCUUUCUGUUCAAAUUCUUCUGAUAUAUCUGAUAAAGAACUAGGGUUAGAAGAAAAAGGCAGUGAAGGUGGAUUAGUUACAUUUGGCCAGAAGCAAAUUGAAAAUGCAUGGGAUGAGUGUUCUCAGCACACCACAAGUAUCUCAUCCAAAUCACAGCCUUUGAAAAAGAGCAAGAAGAAGAAAAAAUGGUCCCCAAGGAUAACAAUACCUGAGCCUUUCCAGAUGACAAUUCGAGAAGCUAAGAGAAAACAACAGAAAAUCAAAUCAAAGUCACUAAUUGAACUGGAAAAUAACUUGCUGAAGAAACAAUUGGAGGAGGAAGCAGAAUGUCAAAGGAAGUUCCGAGCCAAUCCAGUGCCUGCUUAUGUUUUUGUCCCUCUCUAUCAUGAAAUAAUGCAGCAAAAUGAAGAACGUAGGGAAUCCUUUAGAGAAAGAAGGAGAGAGAACCUUCUAGCUAUGCAAAAGCCAUUUCAGUUUAUUGAAAGAGAAGCGCAAAAGAAAGAAAUGAGGAGAAUGCAAUUAAAGGACCUUUCCUUACCUGAGAAGAAAGCAAAAGUAUUUAAAGCAAAGCCAGUUCCUAAAUUUGUUUACAGUUCAGAAAUCAGUGAAAAACUUAAGGAAAAAGAACUCUAUAGAGAAAUUAGAAUGCAAAUCAGAUCAGAAGAGCUUCUACACAAUUCAUCUUUUCCCAGCAGGAGGUUAGGAAGCAGGGGAGCCUAUAAGCAUAGGCAGCAAAACCACCUUGAACACUGUGACAAACUGGAAUGUAAAGUAAAGACCAAAUCUAAGGUCCCAGAUUUUGAAACAUUGCAUAAAAAAUUCCAGAAGCAGCUUCAGAGACAAAAAAAUGUAAAACAUAUCACUGUGUGUGAACCUUUCAAGUUAUGUACAGCAAACAUUCCAUCAAAUAAAGAAAAAAUUCUUGAGGACAUCCAAAUGGAUGAAGAAAAUUUAAAGGAAACCCGUUGGCCCUUUGUGUCUUCAAGAUGUCACCCCCAAAUGCGGUCUUUGAAUACAAAUUCAUCUUCGAGAUGUGAAGAAUCUACACCUCCAAGAAUUACAGAAUCCACAAGGAGACGAUUACAAGCCAUCAGGGAGUCAACCGAGGAAAAAAGGAAGGUGGAGGAAGAGCAGAAAAGGAGAAGAGCAAAACAGAAACAAAGAGCGAGAGAACUGCAGAGACUUAUAACCACUCGAGCUGAGGCAAAUGACCCACAUCAGAGCCUAGCUGAGAUGUAUAAAUCAAAGUUGAAAAUAUUCAGGAAACAUGAAAAACAGAGAAUGAAAGACUAUCUGCAGGAGCUGGAAGAAAUUGAAGAAAGGGUGGAAAAGAGACCACUGUUGUUGGAACAAGUUACGCAGAAAAAUGCACGGAUAGCAGCAGAAAAGCAUUACUCUGAUACCCUUCGAGAACUGGGACUGUGUGAAGAGUUUGUGUCACAGAAAGGGCAAACUGCCACAAAAGAGCUUUUGCCAGACCUUUCUUGUGAUGGCUCUGAAAGCUGGGCAUCAGAUGGAGGAAGUGACAGUGAAAGUAAAGGUGAAAUUAGCGAAUCGCAGAGAGAGGAGGAGAAGUUGGGACUUCAGUCAGCCAAGUCAUUUGAGGAAGAAGAGCUGCAAGAGCAAAAUGAAGAGGCUGGAUCAGUUUGUGAUGACCAAGCUACUCCUGAGUAUGAAAGUGAAAACCAUGAAGAUGGUUCAGUAGAAGAAUCCAGUGAUGAUGAAGGCUAAUUGAAAUAAUUGCUUGAUUAAAUAAAAUAUGAGAUGGAGAAAAUCUGAUUUCUGGAACCAAUGUUAUUCUAUAGUGCUUUUAAUGUGUAAGUGUGCUCUGAACUUUCAGUUUUCAUACUUGGCUUAACACACUCAUGUCAUUAUGACAUCAUGCACAGUAGCUGGUCUCUUCCAGUUUUCCACUUUUCUAUAUACUUGCUUCCCUUCCUAACUGGUGUGUAUGCUAACUCAGUUCCCUUAUUAUAUAGUCAUAUCAAAACCAGUAUUUCUUUGCAAAAUCUUUAAAACUUUGGAAAUUACUGGUUUUUCAGUUGACCUGACUAUGAAUUGAAUACAAUGGAAAUUCCUGGAUAUAAUAUGUUUGUAUCAUUUGUAUUGACCAACUGUGAAUUCUUUGUUGUACCAUGAUUAAGAGCAUGGGCUUGCACUCUCCAGCUUGAAUUUCAGGUUAACCUUGAACUUGUAGGGUGGUCCUAGAAGAGAAACUAAAUGAAUAACUACAUUAAUUGUAUGCAGCUGUGGCCACCUAAAUAUACUCAAGCUCUUUCUUAGGUGGAUCCUACAACCUUACCCAACAGGAAAAGAACAAGGUACUUAAUUAAGAGCUCUUACUGACUUUAAGCAGCAUAGUUGUUAAAACUAACUCAUUCCCAACUUGGCUACAUUUUAUAGUUUUUAUAGAGAAAAAGUAAUUCAAAUCAAGACAGUAAUAAAAGGAGGUUGUACUAUAGUGUUUCAUUUACGGAGUUUAGAAUAUGUGAUGAGGACACAACUUACAAACUUGUUACAACUAUCUGCAUGGACAGAUGAUUCCCUGUUGGAACUGACCCCCAUCCUUUUAUAGUUGAACACAAUAUGCAAUUGGCUACUGUAGUCAUUUAUUCUCACUCCUUCAUAGCUAUCUGUACUACUUCCACUUCAUGUCAUGUCGCUUGUUAUUGGCCCUUUCUCAAAGUGACUUUUGUCCUUUAAAUAUCCUCCAUUUUUUUAAACAAAAACAAGUUGAUUGCACUCUUACCAUGUUCAUGUACCCUGUUAACUAUAACAUAACUCAUUUUUGCAGCAUUUGGCAUAGCCUGGCCACAGGCUCCAUCUUUCCCAAUCCCUUGACAUUUAUUAGUGUCAAAUACUAAUAGGCUGGUCCUAGAAGAGAAACUAAAUUAAUAGCUCCCCUUAGUUCCUUUUCAAUAUUUCCUGGCUUCAGAGUUGCAUCUUCCUUUUUUUAAAAAAUCUUGAGCUUUAGGAAGGCCUCAAAUUUUGGUCAAUUCACUUUAUACACAUUAUUUCAGUACACUGGGCAGGUUGUUAUUUCACAGCCUAGUAACUUUUGAUCCUUGCUGAAUCAGACCAAAGGCGUUUGUUCUCACAGUAGACAAGCAACUGCCUCUGCGAAGACCACAAGUGGGAAGUGAAGGCCGUGGAACUAUACGGCUCAUGUUUGGCACCAGCUAGUGUGCAGAGGCAUGCUGCUUUGCUACUCCACAUGCACAAUAAUAGAGGUUGUUGUGAGGAUUGCCAAAGGAGAGAAUUACUGAGAUAAUGGUGUGUUACAUGCUUAUGAGACUUUAGAAAAAGAUCUGUAUGGUUACUUUCAUUCUAUUCCUCAAUAACAUUGCCACAUUGGAGCAUUUAUUUAUUUAUUUAUUUGGAUGAAACCAAGCAAGGCUUAUCCAUGUGCAAAAGCAGCUCAGCUGCAUAUCUGUAAGCAGUUACCACCUAUAUCAUAAUCCUCAGUGAACUGGCUUAAGGUGAUUUUUAGUGGAGAUGAGUAUCCUUUUCUAGAGCUACCAGUUUUUGCCUAUAAUUGACUGAUAUCACAAUGAAAGUUAGAGCUGGAGUGAGUCAAGAACAUUCUGCCUGCAUUUAACUUUGUUGCAGUUGACUGCAAAGUCACUUUAAAUCAGGGAACAUUCUGAUAUUAAUGCUAAAAGAAGAAGGGAAAGGCUUAAUAGUAGGAUUUUACUUGGUCUUGUGCAGAGAAACUGAAUAUGGUUUAAAUAUUGAUCAUCUGAUGCAAAUCAAUUAUAUGCAUUUCUAGGUGUAACCUUAUUUCCCUGGAAAGGAUGAAACUUGCAAUACAGUUAGUUCUAAGUAUCAGAUUAAUCUCAAAGAAAAAAAAAUAGUAUAUUUGCAGCAGCUGCACACACAUUCCAUUCCAAAAUAUCAUCAUCAUUAUUAUUACAUUGCAUUUUUAUCUUCUUUUUUUCCUCUUGUGAGGAACCCAAGGCAGUUUAUAUAGUUCUAUUUUAUCUUCCCAGCGGCAACCAUGUGAGGUAGGGUAGGCUUAGAGUGAGUGACUGGCCUGAAGUCAGCCAGGGAGCUUAUGACCAGCUAGAAAUUAGACCCCAGAUCUCUCAGGUCCCCAGUCCAGCACUUGAACCACCAUAUUUCACUGGGUCUCAGUGAUGAAAAGGUGAUAGUACUUACUGUUGCAUUUUAUUUUAUCUUGCAUCUUGACCAUUUUAUCCUGAUCCCUCCAUCUUGAGAAAUGCUGCAGAUAGCCAACUCCACGUGAAAGGCUUUUGAUGGACUGAUUGGGAAUUGAUUGUUAAACUAACUACCUAUGGAUUAGCUUGUUUAAAAUCUGUUACUUUAGAUUUCCAUGCUAGAUUCUUAAUAUCUUCUCAUUCUUUUAUUUUACAAAAAUGAGUCUACUAUUCUGAAAAGAAUUGUGAAAAUAAUGUCUUCCUUACAAAGUAUGGGUGUGGAUUCAGACUUAGUCGUACUACUUUACCAGUACUCUUAAUGGGAUUAAAUUUGGAGACUUAUGUUCCAUUGAUUUCAGUUUGUCUGCUGUACGUAUGUCUAAACUUGAGGGGCUGGUAACUACAGCCAUUAAACCUUUAGGCUAAAGAUGCUUUGGAACAUGAGAUGGAUGCUGUAUUCUGGUACUAUACCAGCUAAAUAGGUUGCUAAGCAGUAAUCAGUAGCUGCUGGAAAGUCGGGUAAAAGACAAUGAAGAGAUUAAGUUGAUAUGCUCUGUAUAAUGUGAGCAGUUUGACUGCAGUCCUUCAUGCAUUUACUUGGAAGUAAGCACAAUUAAACUCAGUGGUGUUCCUCUGAGUAAAUGUGUCAGAUUAUGCUGUUUAAAGUAUCUUUGGGCACCAUCCAGUCAAAGUUGGACACUCCUAUUGCUUUCAGUCUAUGUGAGAGCUGGGGAGAGGCAUGCACUUUGUUUUCCCACUGAAAUCAAGGUUGGGAGACUUAGGCGCACUUUGGCUAGACUGUGCCCUUCAUUUAUAUAUCUUUAUUCUACUUCUGCCUUGAAGGUUCGAGAUGAAUUACUGUGGAUCUGAUUGUUAGAUUGCUAGGUGACACUCCUGUUCUACAUGUUUUGUUUGUAAGUAUGCUUAUUGACUGUAACUAAAUUUUAGAUUGAAAUCACAGGACUAAAAUAUGUGACAGCAGAAAAUCCAGGGUUAUUUACUGAAAGUUUAAGUAAUUGCUUUAAAACCAUUCCAAGUUUCUGUGCAAGUCUUUCCUGAGAAUGUUGGGUCUCUGAUUUACCGUUUUAAAGCUAUAAGAUGAGAAUCGAAAGUAAAUUGAGAGCCAGUGUGGUGUAGUGGUUAAGAGCAUGGGACUGGGAUUCAGACAAUCUGGGUUCUAGUCCCCGCUCAGCCAUGGAGCCAACUGGGUGACUUUGGGCCAGUCACAGACUC
Molecule: messenger RNA, 7038 nt
Organism: Varanus komodoensis (Komodo dragon)
Lineage: Eukaryota; Metazoa; Chordata; Lepidosauria; Squamata; Varanidae
Gene: FAM161A
Product: FAM161 centrosomal protein A
Exons: 7
Coding region: 1205-3379 (724 amino acids)
Biological process (GO): cilium organization
Cellular component (GO): cilium; photoreceptor connecting cilium; ciliary basal body
Source: RefSeq, a predicted model, not a curated record